AACAUAAAGCCUGAACUUUAUCUCCGGCUCUGGUUUCGUGUUAGAAAUGGUUACUGGUAUUCACAAAGCGAGAAAGAGAGAAGAUGUGUUUAUCCAGGAUUCAGAGUCUGAGACUGGUAGCAGUACUGGAGGACUGUUCACACCAGCUGGAAAUACUGGGACAUAUUCUCGCAAUGCGGAUACGCAGGGAAAGACCUGCACAGGAGAAAGCCAAGCUCAGGAAGUUGACAAGGGAUUGCUGAUGUCCAAGCUACAUUUGGAGCUGGAGGAGAAACAGUGUUUUAGCUCUCUGCUGCAGGCUGUGGAGGAAGUCGAGCAGAGGAGAAGGGAUACGAACAUGAAAAGGGAGGAAAUGAAACAAGUGGACAAGAGAAGACAGACUCUUCUGAAACAACAAGAGGAGCUCCAACAGAAAACUCUCAAACUGCAGGUCAUACACCAUGAAGCAAACAAGAAAGAUCAUUUGUUAAAGAUGAGAAGCAAAGAGAACAUUAAGGAGAACGACACUGGGCUGCAGCUCAGGAAGAUCCAGAGUGAGACCAGUCAGGCUGAGGCACUGCUGGAAGGGCAGCUGGAGCUGCUGAAGAAACAGUUGAAGGAGGAGGUGAGAGUUCACGAGGAGUCUCAGAAAUUCCUGCUGAAGCAGCAUGAGGAGCUGCAGCAGCUGCUGCAUGAGCUGCAGAAGCACACAGAGCAGAUGGUGCAGGAGAAGAGCAAGCAGCUCCACAACAUGUGCUUCAAAAAGGACCUGAACUUAGACAGGCUGGAGGACAUGAAAAUGAAGUUCAAGGAGAUGGAGCAGAUGGUGAUGGAGGACAGGGAGGAGCAAGAGAAACUGUACCAACAGCAGGCACGGAUCAGAGCUGCCACCAAGCUGCAGGCCUGGUGGAGAGGCUGCAUCGUACGCCGAGGACUCUGCGGUUUUAAAAAAGCUGAGAAAGGCAAGAAAGGGAACAAGAAGGAAAGAAGGAAAAAGAAGAAAUGACUUUUUGAUAGUGCUGCCGAAUGUCAUUGACAUGAUCAUCUGAAUAAAAACAAACACUAAUGCAG
Maylandia zebra (zebra mbuna) is the source of this 1050-nucleotide messenger RNA. It is a transcript of the gene drc9, whose product is annotated as dynein regulatory complex subunit 9. The record is from RefSeq and is a predicted model, not a curated record. Gene Ontology annotation, cellular component: cytoplasm; motile cilium. Gene Ontology annotation, biological process: cilium organization. NCBI's taxonomy places the organism in Eukaryota, Metazoa, Chordata, Actinopteri, Cichliformes, Cichlidae. Gene Ontology annotation, molecular function: protein binding.